AUGCUCAACGAAUUGAACGAAGCAGGGAAGAGAAUAGGACUACGAAUAAACAGAAAGAAAACACAGUUCAUGAAGAACGCCUACAGCGAGGACGGAGGAGUACAACUUGAAGGCUCCCGAAUCGUGGAAACUUCGUCAUACAUACACCACGAACGUUCUAUGAACAUGGAAAACGACUUAAAGGAAGAACUGAAUAGAAGAAUGAGAGCAGCAUGGGCAGCAGUCGCAGCCGUCAGGGAAGCUACGGACCAACUGGCGGACCAAGAUCUUCGUGCCCAUCUGUUCGACGCGACAGUCCUUCCAGCGCUCUGA
Molecule: messenger RNA, 312 nt
Organism: Necator americanus (New World hookworm)
Lineage: Eukaryota; Metazoa; Nematoda; Chromadorea; Rhabditida; Ancylostomatidae
Exons: 1
Coding region: 1-312 (103 amino acids)
Source: RefSeq, a predicted model, not a curated record